Molecule: messenger RNA, 2491 nt
Organism: Girardinichthys multiradiatus
Lineage: Eukaryota; Metazoa; Chordata; Actinopteri; Cyprinodontiformes; Goodeidae
Gene: abcd1
Product: ATP-binding cassette, sub-family D (ALD), member 1
Exons: 17
Coding region: 92-2491 (799 amino acids)
Biological process (GO): peroxisome organization; fatty acid beta-oxidation; very long-chain fatty acid catabolic process
Cellular component (GO): peroxisomal membrane
Molecular function (GO): ATP hydrolysis activity; long-chain fatty acid transmembrane transporter activity; ABC-type transporter activity
Source: RefSeq, a predicted model, not a curated record
AGGAAUGUUCUAAGAAGGUCUGGUUGCGGUCCAGUUAAACGUCUGUUCGGUUAAUCUAUUCAUUUCAGUGUAGAAAUACACGACAGAACAAAUGUCAUCUCAAGGCACUAGACUAACAAAACCGAGUCGUCCUGAUCCAGAAAAAAGUGGAGUGUCAGGCUCUGAGGUUGGCUACUCAGUAUCUAGGUGCUAUUCCUGUGCACUGAUUGGUCGUUUGUCCAUCAUCAUGCAGCUGACCUAUGAGGACCUGCCAGCUCAGCUGAGGCGGAGCUCCAAACUCAGGAAGCUGACAGCCAUCCUGAUCGCCGGCUACGCAGUCAAAAAGCUGUCUCCAUAUGUAUGGAGGGGGCUACAGAGGGGUGCAGCAAGGAGCCAGGAAGGGGGGGCUAAAACACCUGUGGGUGGAGUCAGCUGUGUGGAUGAAAGGGAAGAUGAGAAGAAGAAGAAGAAAGCUAACAGGUCUCCAGCAGUGAACAGAGAUUUCAUCUUCAGACUGUCUCACCUGUUGAAGCUCCUGUUUCCACGGUUACUGUGUCCAGAGUUUGGCCUGCUUGCUCUGCACUCCAUCACUCUGAUGUCCAGGACGUUCUUGUCCAUUUACGUUGCUUCUCUGGAUGGUGUAAUCGUUAGGUGUAUCGUCCAGAAAGAUCCGCGAGCCUUUGUGCUGCAGCUGUCCAAGUGGCUCCUCGUCGCAGUUCCUGCAACUUUCAUCAACAGCGCCAUCAGGUUCCUGGAGGGUCAGCUGACUCUUAGCUUCAGGAGCCGAUUGGUGAACCACGCCUACCAGCUGUACUUCACCAACCAGACUUAUUAUCGCAUCAGCAACAUGGACGGCCGUCUGUCCAAUCCUGACCAGUCUCUGACCGAGGACAUUGUCAUGUUCUCCGCCUCAAUCGCUCACCUGUACUCCAACCUGACCAAACCCAUUCUGGAUGUAGUGGUCACCUGCUACACACUGCUGCGCACUGCUCAGGCCAAAGGAGCUAACACCACGUGGCCCUCUGCCAUUGCUGGUCUGGUGGUGGCGCUCACUGCUAAAGUGCUGCGCUCCUGCUCGCCACACUUUGGGAAGCUGGUAGCCGAGGAGGCGAAGAGGAAGGGAGAUUUGCGUUACAUGCACUCACGCAUUAUCGCCAACUCUGAGGAAAUCGCCUUUUACGCAGGACACAAGGUGGAGCUGUCCCAGCUGCAGCGGAGCUACUCCGCCCUGUCGUCUCAGAUCCAUCAGAUCCUGCUGAAGCGUCUAUGGUACAUCAUGCUGGAACAGUUCCUCAUGAAGUACGUCUGGAGUGCAUCCGGCCUGGUCAUGGUGGCCGUACCUAUCAUCACUGCCACAGGAUACUCAAAAUAUGACUCUGAGGAGGUUAAGCAGGCAGCCAUGGUGAUGAAGGAGGAGGAGCUGGUCAGCGAACGCACUCAGGCCUUCACUACAGCAAGGAACCUCCUGAAUGCUGCAGCUGACGCUGUCGAGAGGAUCAUGAGCUCCUACAAGGAAGUGACUGAGCUGGCAGGCUAUACGUCUCGUGUCUGGGAGAUGUUUGAUGUGUUUGAGGACGUGAGUCGGGGAAUAUACCGUCGCUCUGCCGACAGGGAGGAGGAGUCGACAGCACAGAGAGGAGCUCAGGUUCCACAUGGACAGAGGAUCUGUGGUCCACUGGAGAUCAGAGGUCAGGUGAUCACUGAGGAGAAAGGGAUUCGCUGUGAGAACCUCCCCAUCAUCACGCCGACAGGAGAUGUGGUGGUGUCCAGCCUCAACAUCCAGGUCGAGGAUGGCAUGAACGUGUUGAUCACCGGUCCAAAUGGCUGCGGGAAGAGUUCACUGUUCAGGAUCCUCAGUGGGCUGUGGCCCGUUUAUGGUGGAGCUCUGUACCGUCCAGAACCACACAACAUGUUCUACAUCCCUCAGAGGCCUUACAUGUCGGAGGGGACCCUCAGAGACCAGGUUUUAUAUCCGGACUCGGUGGACGACAUGGUCCAGAAGGGGCUCAGAGAUUCAGACCUGGAGGAGAUCCUUCGUACCGUUCACCUCCUCUACCUCCUGGACAGAGAGGGAGGCUGGGAGUCCAUCAAUGACUGGAAAGAUGUUCUUUCUGGAGGAGAGAAGCAGAGGAUGGGAAUGGCCCGCAUGUUCUACCACCGCCCGCGGUAUGCCCUUCUGGAUGAGUGUACGAGCGCUGUGAGCAUCGAUGUGGAGGGAAAGAUCUUCCAGGCUGCAAAGGAUGCUGGGAUAGCUCUGUUGUCGAUCACCCACCGACCCUCCCUCUGGAAGUACCACUCCCACCUGCUGCAGUUCGAUGGAGAAGGAGGAUGGAAGUUUGAGCCUCUAGACGCUUCCGCCCGUUUCUCCAUGCAGGAGGAGAAGCAGCGCCUGGAGAACCAGCUGUCAGGGAUUCCGAAGAUGCAGCAGAGACUGUCGGAGCUCCGGGUUCUACUGGGAGAGAUGGACCAGGAGGGCGAGGAUGCAUUGGAGAGGCGAGACCUCACGAUUUGA